AUGCAAAGUCAGCCGUCUUCCUCCUCUACUUCAGUGAGUGCAGAGAGGAGGACAGAGGACAGUGGACACUCAGUUUGACAUGAUGGACUAUAGGACAGGGGUCCGUUUCACGUAGGUGGUUCAACAAACUCUGAGUUAAAUCCUUAACUCUGAGUUGAUCUACUCUGAGUUAGGAAACUCUGAGUUUCCGGUUUCACAACACCUGAUUUGAGACGGUUUUAACAACUCCGAGUAGUUUGACCUGGAGUUAAGCACGUGCACGCCAGACAUAAACAGCCAGCAUCUGUGGAGCGCAGAUUCAAUGAUCAACCAAUGGAAACAGGGAGAAGGAGGGGCAGCAGCAAGCCAACAGCGAAUUACAGCACGUUUGUAAAAGAAAGUGCAAUACAGCAGCAGCUGCAAAGGAGAGGGAGAGGGCUUGGGAGGAAAUCGCUGCUCGCGUCAAUGCGUAACUUUAAAUCUAGUCUCAUGCAAUCACAAUGACAGACUGUUGCAGGGAAACUGCUUGAAUCAUUUUGAUCAUGUUUUACAUUGUCAAGUAAGUAUUAAGUGGCAGUUUGAUCCCUUAGAAAAUGCUCUUUUCACACUCAAAAAUGAAUUUUACUCUCUUAUGAUGUUCCGUUAAAUGAUUAGGAAUAUUAAACUAACUCUCAGUAUGUAUAUGUACAUAUAUUAAACUAUAACACACUACACUCAAUAUUGGACUUUCACUCAGGAAACAGAAAGAGGGCAGAUGCCAGAAAAACGGGUGGUGGUCCAGCAGCCCCCCCCCCCCCCCCCCCCGACGAUCGAAACCCCCACCCCGUAGCAGCGAUCGUCGGACUGGUGUGCGUGUGUGUGUGUGUGUGUGUGUCUGUGGGGGGGGGGGGGGGGGGAAUUUGCGAUCGGACCGGCCGCGAUCGUCGAACGGGGGGGCAGCUCCUCUGCCACCGUUAAAGGUGGGGCUGCUGGACCACCACCCGUUUUUGUGUUAGUUUAAUAUUCCUAAUCAUUUAACGGAACAUAAUAAGAGAGUAAAAUUCAGUUUUGAGUGUGAAAAGAGCAUUUUUUAAGGGAUCAAACUGCCACUUAAUACUUACUUGACAAUGUAAAACAUGAUCAAAAUGAGAAAAUGCCGAUGUCUCACCUGAAACUCUGGGUUUACUGAGUUAAACCUGCUCCCGAGCAGGUUAGGUUCACGGAGUCUGUUACUGUGGUAACUGACCGCGAGGUUGAGUUACCUCUCUUUGUGAAACAGGUUAGAGUUACCCCUCUCUCCCUGGUUUAACUAACCCUCCUUUGUGAAACGGAAAACUCAGAGUUUCCCUGAUUUCAGGGUUAACAAACUCGGAGUUCCACUAAACCUGCUACGUGAAACGGACACAAGGACUGCUGCUUCUGACUGUCUGCUGGACAGGUGGAGAUCAUCACUAAUCUGAGUUGGACUUUUUCACCUCAUGACAACAAACUCACUUCAAUCUGUUGGUUUUUUUCUUCUGUCUUUUCAGGUGUUGGUGGUCAGACUCUGACUGAAUCUGAGCCGGUGGUUAAACGUCCUGGAGAAUCCCACAGACUGACCUGUACAGCCUCUGGAUUAUCAUUCAGCAGCUACUGGAUGGGCUGGAUCAGACAGGCUCCUGGAAAAGGACUGGAGUGGAUCUCUUACAUAUAUUCUGAUAGUAGUGGCACAUUCUACUCUGAGUCAGUUAGAGGCCGGUUCACCAUCUCCAGAGACAACAGCAGACAGCAGCUGUAUCUGCAGAUGAACAGUCUGAAGACUGAAGACUCUGCUGUUUAUUACUGUGCCAGAGACCCACAACAACACAAACCAUCUGUAGAGCUGAACAAAAACCCCUCAGAGCCUGAACACCUGUGA
Molecule: messenger RNA, 1855 nt
Organism: Xyrichtys novacula (pearly razorfish)
Lineage: Eukaryota; Metazoa; Chordata; Actinopteri; Labriformes; Labridae
Source: the annotation of a GenBank genome assembly